AUGUGCGAGAAAGCCGCUGACACCAGCCACGCUGACCAGAUGCGCGAGCUGGCCGGCAUCGACUACGACGACUUUGCCAAUCUAAUGGAGAAAUCUGACGCAUUGCCAACGACAAAGUUCAAAGCGGUGCACUAUUGGCCGCGAUCGUCGAGCUCGAACAAGGAGCCUUCCAGCAAGUCAGAGAGACUGGGCAGUGGAGUCAAGCCACUGGAGGUGGCAGAGCAAGUCAAGAAGAAGGUCGACGAGAUUGUGGAGAUCACCAACAUCUGGGGCCUCUACUCGGAUCAAGUCCCUGAGGGAGAGCCUGCCCGCCUCAAUUUCCAAGGCUUCAUCUAUUUUCUCGGCACAUUCCGCAAGUCCCGCGACUAUUUCAUCUCGUUUGAGAUAGACGUAGAAGGUUCGGACGGCGAGGAAGUGUACAAGAUCGAUCCUUCCUCUGGUCAGAAGUGGCCACGAGGCAGCUAUCGUUCCUUCCCUUUUCGCGUCUCGUCCAACAGAGGCUUUGCGCUUCCAUCUCGCGUCUCGAAUACUCGUCAUCCUGUAGAUGCACUUGCAUCGGCAACGUCCAAUGUCCGCUUCUCGUCACACUCUGUCUCGCUUCCUGCCCUUUCUGAUCCCACGAUAGCGCGUCAACUGCCUAUCGAUACGAUAUGCGCAUUGACAGGUGUCCAUUUGACAGGCCGAGCCGUGAGAAGACGCAAUCCGGAGACACUUCGGUCGCUUCAGCCGCUCGGACUGGAAGUGAUGUUCGCAGCUUCAGCCGCCGAAUGUGCCUGUCUUCACGCUGCGUAUUCCAAAGGCACCGCCAACACCAAGGACAGUGGCAGCGAGUCUGGUCAUGCUCCUCCGUUGAAGUUCAAGGCGAUCCACCACUGGCCUGCGCCGGCAGUAUACUCCUGGCCGCACAGCGAGGAUUCCGACUCUGAAGGCCCUGGUUUCUCGGGCGUUUUGAAGCACCGUUUCCGUCACGAUUACGACUGGACGUCUGUCUGUCCCGAGGAUCUCGACACCAUGCUUGACAGAGCCAUACAGGCUUUCAUCCCAGACAUCAGGCAAGAGGACUAUAUCGUGCGCCCUGCAAUCUGCCUCGACAAUGAGACAUACAUUGAUGUCGAGGUCGUCAAUGUUGCCUUUUUUGACGACUUCUACCGCAUCGACUUGACUUGCAACGGUCAGUUUUUCGAACAGGAGCAAGCAUGGGCGCAGAUAGAACCCGACCAGGUCCUGUUCGUUCUCAGCAAGCUCGAUCGCGGGGUGAAUCCGUCCGAGAUUGCUGAACGAAUCAAGGUCGAGCUGACCGACUCGGUCGAGAUCACCAGCAUAUUCAGCAUCCACUCUGAGCAGCCUACAAGGGGGAAUGACAACCAUCUCAAUUUCGAGGGAUCAGUUUAUGCUCUGGGCAAGUUCCACUCAGAUUGCAACAGCGUGGACCUCAGCGGUAUCGAGAAUAUUGGAAACGAGAGCCAUAUCCACUGGCUCACCCGGCUGGACUUCUGA
Moesziomyces antarcticus is the source of this 1497-nucleotide messenger RNA. RefSeq lists its product as uncharacterized. The transcript has 7 exons. Bases 1 to 1497 code for a protein of 498 amino acids. Lineage: Eukaryota; Fungi; Basidiomycota; Ustilaginomycetes; Ustilaginales; Ustilaginaceae. The record is from RefSeq and is a predicted model, not a curated record.